AUGGAUCUGGACGAGACAAUGACCACAUCCACUUCCUCCUCACCGUCCGCGCUCCACGACAUCAUCGACGCCGAGGAAGGGUUCGAAGACGACAGCCUCUUUCCCGAGGACUUGAACAAUGGCGCAGACAACCCUCUGAGCGACCGUCCUCAUACUCCUGCAAACGACCACCUCAACGCAGCCGCACUGGGCGAACUGUCACCACCACGAUCUCAUGGGCAGGGCCAAGGCGCAGACACCACAGCACAACAACAGCAGCUUCCCAGCACAUCACAAACAAUGGCCAACGGCUCAGCGACGCGCAGCUCAGCGAGGGCUACAGCUGUGCCGACGGAGUCUGAAGCAGCAGGACAGGGGCAGGCAACGUCGACAUCACCAGAUGAGCGAGACGGUGCAGGCAAGCCUGGCUGGGCAUGGCGCAACAAGAAGGCACAGGAGGAGAGGCAGCGCGCGUGGGAUAACGUUGUCGACCGAGAUUUCAGUCUCAAAGAGUUUGGGGAUGUCAUGUUACAGGGCCAGGCGCAGAGAUCUAGUUAA
Cladophialophora psammophila CBS 110553 is the source of this 537-nucleotide messenger RNA. RefSeq lists its product as uncharacterized. The transcript has a single exon. The record is from RefSeq and is a predicted model, not a curated record. Lineage: Eukaryota; Fungi; Ascomycota; Eurotiomycetes; Chaetothyriales; Herpotrichiellaceae. Bases 1 to 537 code for a protein of 178 amino acids.